Messenger RNA from Closterium sp. Naga37s-1, 213 nucleotides. The record is from the annotation of a GenBank genome assembly. NCBI's taxonomy places the organism in Eukaryota, Viridiplantae, Streptophyta, Zygnematophyceae, Desmidiales, Closteriaceae.
AUGACGGCCCCAGAAGUGGAGCAGCGCACGCCAUUCCAGGUGUUUGCAAGGCUGGUGGCGCCACCACCGGUGUUGCAGGAAGAGGCGGCGACCCAGGGGGAGGAGGAGGAGGAGGAGGAGGAGGAGGAGGAGGAGGAGGAGGAGGAGGAGGAGGAGGAGGAGGAGGAGGAGGAGGAGGAGGAGGAAGAGGAGGAGGAUUGGAACAGAGAAUAG